UUUUCAUUUCAUGUUUCAGAAAGAAGAAAGUCAACAAGGAAGUGCACAGAAUGCAGUGCGAUUGUACCUUAGAUCCUGAUGAUCCAUGUUCUAGUGGUUGUGGCAAGGACUGUCUGAACAGAUUGUUGAUGAUAGAAUGUAACAGCAGAAGUGCUUGCAGAGAGAUGUGUAGCAAUAAACGUUUUCAACAGGGCUGUAAAGUGAAAGUUGAAGUGUUUAAAACAGAGAAGAAAGGCUGGGAAUUGAGAACUCUUGAAGAUCUGGAAUUGAAUCAGUGUGGUAUGGAGUACUGUGGAGAAGUCAUGAACUACAAAGAUUUCCAGGAAAGAGCAGAGUGUUAUGAUGGAGAAAACAGAAGACACUACUACUUCAUGACAUUGAGAGCUGAUGAGUGGACUGUCCAUUGCUUGUUGAGGAUUGGAUUUUUUACUCAGAGACCCAUCCCAGCUGGUGCAGAGCUCACGUUCGAUUAUAAACUGCAGUGUUUUGGGAAAGUUGCUCAGAUUUGCCAUUGUGAAGCACCAAAUUGUUGUGGAUUUAUUGGAGGAGACAAGCAAACACCUCUGAAGAACACAGUGGAAAGAAUAAGUAUGCAAAAAUAUUUUUAA
Messenger RNA from Pocillopora verrucosa, 608 nucleotides. Lineage: Eukaryota; Metazoa; Cnidaria; Anthozoa; Scleractinia; Pocilloporidae. The record is from RefSeq and is a predicted model, not a curated record.